Molecule: messenger RNA, 2256 nt
Organism: Coffea arabica (coffee)
Lineage: Eukaryota; Viridiplantae; Streptophyta; Magnoliopsida; Gentianales; Rubiaceae
Product: heterogeneous nuclear ribonucleoprotein Q
Molecular function (GO): RNA binding
Source: RefSeq, a predicted model, not a curated record
UCUCCCUUCUUCCCUCAAAUCCCUCCACAUCCACCAUCAACAAUACAACUCCCCCCAGAUGCAGAGAAAAAUAAAUUAGUAGAAAGUCAGCCCCAAUUUCAUUUUGAAACCCCCCCCUCCCCCUCCCCCCAAAAAAAAAAAAAGAAAAAAAAUCGAUACUUUUCCCCUUAACAAAACAAAUUCAGGAAGAAAGAGAAAUCAAAAGAAGGCAAAGAUUUACUGCUAUCUCUUCUAUCUCUUUUGGGUUUUGCAAAGUCUCGGUCAUGUCUUCUUCUAUACAUAUCUUAUAUGUGUGUAUAUUGCUCUCUCAAGCUCUGCUACUACUACAUGUGGCCCUUUUUCUUUUAUCUUUGCUUAUCCCAACCUGAACUUCCACCAUGAGCCUUUGAAUUUUUCUGUUUUUGAGCCAUGGCUGAGAAUGCUGAAAUUGAUGAUCGAGUGGAUUUUGAUGAUGACAACUAUAUUGAAGAAGAAGAUGAUGUUGAGGAACAGAUGGAAGAUGAAGGUGCAGGAGAGGGGGCUGAAGAAAUUGGCGAAGACCAAGAUGAACAACAUGAGGACUUGCAACCUGGGGAUUCUGGGAAAGAGCAGGUAUUCGAAGGCGUCAGGAACGACCUUGGUGCUGAACUUGCAGAAAACGUGGGAAACCCGAAUUCCUCCAAUGAUGUGGUAGAGAAUGAUGAACAUGCUGAACUUCUUGGCCUUCCUCCUCAUGGUUCUGAAGUAUUUAUUGGUGGACUUCCCAGAGAUGUUUCCGAAAUUGACCUCAAGAAUCUUUGUGAAUCCAUUGGUGAAAUUUUUGAGAUAAGAGUAAUGAAAAAUAGGGAUACUGGUGAAAGCAAGGGUUUUGCUUUUGUGGCAUUCAAAACAAAAGAUGUUGCUCAAAAGGCCAUUGAAGUACUACAUAACAAAGAGUUCAAGGGAAGAACCUUAAGGUGUUCACUGUCAGAAACAAAAUACCGAUUGUUCAUUGGCAACAUCCCUAAGGUUUUGACUGAUAAUGACUUCAGAAAAGUCAUUGAUGACACUGGUCCUGGAGCCGAAACGAUUGAGCUUAUAAAGGAUCCACAUAAUCCAAAUCGUAAUCGUGGGUUUGCUUUUGUUGAAUAUUACAAUAAUGCCUGUGCUGAUUAUUCAAGGCAAAAAUUGUCUAAUACUAGUUUUAAGCUAGAGGGCAAUACCCCAACUGUCACCUGGGCUGAUCCAAAGAUCACACCUGAUCAUUCAGCUGCUGCUGCUCAGGUCAAGGCUCUUUAUGUGAAGAACAUACCUGAGAACACCUCUAUUGAACAGUUGAAGGAACUGUUCCAGCAGCAUGGGGAAGUCACUAAAGUCAUUAUGCCGCCUGCCAAAAGUGGAGGCAAACGGGAUUUUGGCUUUGUCCAUUAUGCAGAGAGGUCAAGUGCUUUGAAGGCAAUCAAAGAAACAGAAAAAUAUGAUAUUAAUGGCCAAGUAUUGGAAGUGGUCCUUGCAAAGCCUCAGAGCGAAAAGAAGUUUGAUGUGGCUCAUCAUUCUCCCAGUUCUGCACCUCUUCCUAAUUUUAUCCCUCCUUCUGGGUAUGGUGGUUUUCCCAUGAAUCCAUUUGGCCAAGUAGCUCCUGGAUACGGUGCGGUGGCUGGAUUUCAGCAGCAGCCUAUGAUAUAUGGCAGGGGUCCAAUGCCGGCAGGGAUGCAGAUGGUGCCAAUGGUUCUCCCAGAUGGGCAAAUUGGCUAUGUUCUCAGUCAGCAGCCCGGCAUACAGAUGCCGCCAGUCCGACCUCGUAGGAAUGAUAGGGGCAAUGGCGCUGGCCGAGGAGGAACAAGUGCCAGCAGUGAUGACACUGGGCGCAACAGGCGGUAUCGGCCAUACUAGGAGACCAUUGAUGUGAUGUACUGGACUCAGAUUGUUAGUUAUGCCUAGCUACACCUAAAAUUUAGUCUGCUCGUCUUACUGGCUAUCCGGAGCAUAUAAGAGGGGGAAUCAGAUUAGAAGAAAUGGCCAGCAACGUGGUUAGCAGGGGGGGCUGUAAUUCAUCCCGGGCUGUUGAUGGCGUUAGGACCUACCCUUGAUUUUUCACAUUGCUUGUUUUUUUUUUUUUGUUAUUUUUUUCCCCUAUCAUGUGAUCCAAAGAAAGGAAAAAAAAGGGAACACUAAAAACGAAGGUCAUGGUGUGGCGAGAGUGUAGGCUUCGUACAAGCAACCUCCCAAGCUUCUCGAGUGUCGAAAACAAUUUCUUCUUUUGAAGAAACAAUGUGGAUGCGAAUGCCUUUUAAAACA